Molecule: messenger RNA, 1798 nt
Organism: Spathaspora passalidarum NRRL Y-27907
Lineage: Eukaryota; Fungi; Ascomycota; Pichiomycetes; Serinales; Debaryomycetaceae
Exons: 1
Coding region: 1-1686 (561 amino acids)
Cellular component (GO): MBF transcription complex; SBF transcription complex
Molecular function (GO): transcription regulator activity; DNA binding
Source: RefSeq, a predicted model, not a curated record
AUGAUUCCGUCAACUGAUUAUUACAAUUACCACCACCAAAGAAGACCUUCUUUACCCUUGCCAUUGCCUUCAGCUACCAUCGCAUUAGGUUCACCAUUUAAUAUUCACCAUCCUGCUGCAAUUCCUAAUCAACAGACACAUUUGUUAUCUCCUUUACCACCAAUUAGCAAUUCUUCCAGUGCUGUGGCUGCUGCAAGUUCGUUUCAAUUACCUCGAUUUAAAUUGGCCUACCACACCCAGGAUCCAAUUACCCCUCCCACUAAGCCAAUAACAUAUCCAAUAACUCCCCCAUCUCCGCAACGCAACAGUUCGGUUGGUGUAAGCUCGUUUGUGUUGGCCCCCAUCAAUUCGCACUAUCUUAGUCCUAGCCAAGCUGCACCCAGAAGUUCCGCUCUCGUUUCUGUUCAUUCGUUGUUCAACCACCAAAAGAGCACUGGUUCUUCUCCAAAAUCUAAGCAUUCGUAUUACCAAUCCGUGUUCAAGUAUCUGAAGAAGGACAAGUCCGGCGGUGCCAUGAUUUCUAGAUUUCCUACAACCAACAUCGUCAAGAAACAAAAGCACAAGCCUCAUAAAGUUAAUAAACCUAAACCUAAACUGAAACAGUCAUCUUCAAUUCCCCUGAAUACUAUUAAUUACCCAAUCACUAAAGUUGAUAUUAAUGACCACCUCAAUUCAAUAUAUGCUUCUAUUGAAAUCAAAAAGUAUUCUACCGCAGCUAUAGAUCCAUUUAGACCAUAUCUCACUGUAUACGAGUAUUCGGUUAAUGAUAAUUGGAUCAUUUGGGAUUAUGAAACAGGGUUUGUUCAUCUUACUGGUAUAUGGAAAGCAAGUUUAAACGCGUCUACCCACCAAAAGGCAGACAUUGUGAAAUUAUUAGAAUCAACUCCAAAACAGUACCAACCAUACAUAAAGAGAAUCAGAGGUGGAUUUCUAAAAAUCCAAGGAACAUGGUUGCCAUACAAGUUGUGCCGCAUCUUGGCCAGACGGUUCUGUUAUUUUAUUCGCUUUGAAUUGAUUCCACUUUUUGGAAAAGAUUUCCCAGAUUAUUGUUUGAAGCCAGGAGAAAGAGGGUUUGGUGAAUUGAAAUUAGAUGAGAUCACUGAUGAGCAAGUAUUGGACUUGCCCAAGCAAAAUCCAUUGCCAGUCAAUAUAGUCAAUCACAUAUCCACACCAAUCAAAACAACCGAGAUUCUUGACCACCAAUUCCUUCCAAGACCUCGCCCUCUUCCACUCCCAAUGGAAACCCCCGAUUCAUCUCCUAAACAGCACUUUAGUCCCAAUAGUGAUGCCAGUAAUUCUUCAUCCACCAUUGCAUCCAUCUUUUCGAAUACCCACCGCACUAGUUCCAGCUCACCAAAUAUGUCAUAUACCGAUAUGCUAGAUAUAGUCAAUGCGUCUAAAUGCCUUCAAUCAAUAGCACAGGCCCAGCCUUAUCGUGGUAUGUGUGACGUGAAAUCUGAUGACAGCAGCUCUGACGAAGAAACACCAAAUUAUACAAUUAAGCCAAUAGCGACCCCCAACCUUGAUAUUACUAAUGCCGGGAUUGCUUCGCUGUUAUUAGUUGCUGCUGGUGUAUUACCAAACGGGAAGCGAGAUCUGAUGGUGAGUUCGCUAAGGACAGAUAUCAGGAAAAGUCCAACAGUGUUCCGAAGAGGAAGCAUGAAGAUUAAUGAUUUGCUAUCAUGAUUUGCUAUAGAGGUAUUUAAGGCUAUAUAUUGGAAUGGGCUGGUGUUUUAAUAUUAGGCUCUCUUUUCGAGUUUGUAUUUUUUCUGUUUAAUGUUAUAAUUAUUAAUUGCAA